This is a messenger RNA of Odocoileus virginianus texanus, 1667 nucleotides long. The record is from RefSeq and is a predicted model, not a curated record. NCBI's taxonomy places the organism in Eukaryota, Metazoa, Chordata, Mammalia, Artiodactyla, Cervidae.
AUGCUGGAGCAGAACUCUGAGGGUUGGGUCCAGACUGGUUCCACUCGUUGUAAGUGUGCACCCCUUGUAAGUAUGCAGCCCCAUCCCCUGCACUGCACCUUUGCCCCAGAGGGUGGCCGAGCUGGAGGAAGGCGUGUAGGAGUAGCCCCUUUACACCGCCAGAGCCCCAGACCCUGCUCCUCGGGGCCCUCUGUGAUGGCCACCCUGCCCCGUCCAGAUUCUGGAUUGAGGGAAGCAACUGGGAGCUCAUCAAGACUGCACUGCCCAAGGCAGGAGGAGGGUACAGAGGAACAACAGACAACGGAUCCCAAAAUCCAGAAGGUGAAACUUAAUGAUGGCCACUUCAUUCCUGUCCUUGGAUUUGGAACUUAUGCACUUCCAGAGGCUGCUAAGAAGGAAGCUCUGGAAAUCACCAAAUUCGCUAUAGAGGUUGGGUUCCACCAUAUCAACUGUGCUCGUGUGUACCAAAAUGAAGAGCAAGUUGGCCAGGGCACUCGAAGCAAGAUUGCAGAUGGCACUGUGAAGAGAGAAGACAUAUUCUACACCUCACAGCUUUGGUUUACUUCCCUUCGACCAGAGUUGGUGCAACCAUCCUUGGAAAAAUCACUGAAAACUCUUCAACUGGACUAUGUUGAUCUCUAUAUUAUUCACAUUUCAGUGGCUCUGAAGCCAGGGAAGGAUUUCAUCUUUUCCAAAGAUGAAAAUGGAAAACUGAUAUUUGACUCAGUGGAUCUCUGUCUUACGUGCAGGUGAGCCCUGGAGAAAUGCAAGGAUGCAGGGCUGGCCAAAUCCAUUGGGGUGUCCAACUUCAACCACAAGCAGCUGGAAAAGAUCUUGAACAAGCCGGGGCUCAAGUACAAGUCUGUCUGCAACCAGGUGGAACGUCACCUUUAUCACAAUCAGAGUAGACUGUUGGAUUUCUGCAAGUCACAUGAUAUUGUUCUUGUUGCCUUUGAUGCUCUGGGAUCCCAACGAGUAAAAGAAUGGGUGAACCUGAACCACCCCGUUCUCUUGGAGGACCCAGUUCUCUUUGCCAUUGCCCAAAAGCACAAGCAAACCCCAGCUGUGUUUGCCCUUCACUACCAGAUACGACGUGGGGUUGUGGUUCUGACCAAGAGUUUCAACAAGAAGCAGGUCAAAGAGAACAUGCAGGUGUUUGACUUUGAACUGAGUCCAGAGGACAUGAAAGCAAUUGAUGGCCUCAACAGAAAUAGAAGAUACUGUGAAUUUCUACCUAAGUGAUUUGCAGAUGUUUCACACAUAUGUUACUUUCUGUAGCAGGCAGUUCAGUAGGGGAACUAAGCUUUUUAAAGCUUAAUUCUUGGAAGACAGUCCUGAUUUCCAGCGUAGGAGUAAACCAGGGCCUUCCUGCAGACCUCACACCAGAGGUUUCCUCUAGGGGUUCAUCUCUGACCAACAGAAAUGUGAUUGGAGCCCAGAACAGCACAUCAAUAAAAUCCUGAGAUCACAUCAUAGUGAAUUCACUACUUUGUGCCCCUGAUCCCUAUGCCUAGUGUACUUCCUUUCAGGGCCAAGAGACUCAGGAAACAGAUGGCACAGUGUCUGCAGCCCAGUAUUCUUUCAGGAACUUGUGAACUUAUUUCAUCUUUAAUUAUUUUUGCAUCAGGGAAAAAUAAUUAUAUUUAUAAUAAAUAUAUAAUAAUGAA